GAUGCUCAAAAAGAAAAAGAAUUGCAUAGCUCACUCAAAUCGGAAGUUAAUAGGCAUUUAUCAAAAGACAUGGUAGUUAUUUUGGAUUCUGGAAAUUAUGUAAAAGGUUACAGAUAUGAACUAUAUUGCUUGAGUAAAAGUUGCAAAACUACUCAUUGUGUGAUACAUUGUGAUCUUCUUUCUUCUGAUUGCUGGUUGCAUAACACAACUAGACAACCUGAUCAAAUUUAUGAAAAGCACAUAUUUGAUGCUCUUAUCCAGAGGUUUGAAGCGCCAGAUUCUAGAAAUAGAUGGGAUUCACCUCUGUUUACCUUGCAUAAAGAUGAGCAGCUUCCUCUUGAAAAUAUAGCAAUGGCAUUAUUCAUGCAAAAAGCACCUCCACCAAAUUUAUCUACACAAUGUCAACCACUUGCAUCUACAAAUUUCUUAUAUGACUUGGAUAGAACAACCCAAGAUAUUGUGAAAAACAUACUUGAUGCUCAAAAGACAUCUGUGCCUGGAGAUACAAUUAGCAUACCUAACACAGAACAAAAAAUUGUUUUAUUCAAAAUUCUAACAGCUGGAGAACUGUCCAGAAUACGAAGACAGUUUAUUUCAUACACCAAAAGCCAUCCAGUUUAUGACAGCAAUAACAUUACAAACAUGUUCAUUCAAUAUGUAAAUAAGAGUAUAUGAUAUAAAAAUAAAUUUAAUUUUAAGCUUUUUGUUCAAAAUUUUCCCUUUAAAUAUCAAGUGACAGUCCAGUUUUUAAUCUUGAACACUACAACUGCUUUUGGGAGUU
Molecule: messenger RNA, 781 nt
Organism: Uloborus diversus
Lineage: Eukaryota; Metazoa; Arthropoda; Arachnida; Araneae; Uloboridae
Product: protein KTI12 homolog
Source: RefSeq, a predicted model, not a curated record